Molecule: messenger RNA, 1779 nt
Organism: Ostrea edulis (European flat oyster)
Lineage: Eukaryota; Metazoa; Mollusca; Bivalvia; Ostreida; Ostreidae
Product: hemicentin-1-like
Exons: 7
Coding region: 1-1779 (592 amino acids)
Biological process (GO): heterophilic cell-cell adhesion; homophilic cell-cell adhesion
Cellular component (GO): adherens junction
Molecular function (GO): protein binding
Source: RefSeq, a predicted model, not a curated record
AUGCUUGUUGUAUUUGGUGAUGUUGUUGUUGUGCCUGUUGUAUUUGCCGAGGUUGUUGUGCUUGUUUUGCAAGUUGCUGAGAUUGCAACUGUUGUGGUAUUUGCUGUGGGGUUGAUUGAUGUGAUGCUGGUUGCUGCUGAAGUGGUUGUUGAGAUUGUGACUGUUGUAGUUGUAAAUCCAGUUUACUAUUUUGAGGAUAUGCACCGAGUCUUUCCUGGCCAGUCGAUGGUUAGGAACCGCUAUAUGACCAAAGAACUUCAUCAGACACAUAAUGAACUGGGUUCAACCCCUGAACAUUCUACGGUGGUGAACCGCUUGAAGUCUGGGUUGAAACAUCAAGGAAAUGUGGAUAGGUUCAAUCUGAACAUCAGACGCUGGUGGUACAAAAAAACCCUGAUACCAUUGGACACACCGCCUGCUGCCCCACAACUCACAGCUGCUGAACCUACGUCAGUGGAUGAAGGACAGUCCGUUACAUUACGGUGUACCUUGUCUACGCUGGGUAACCCUCACAUCACGUGGAGCUGGGUGUGUGGAUAUGACACACUGACCACUGGAGUGACCAAUACAGGGAUCCAGUCCGUGCUGAUAUUGACAGCCAACAGAAAGUACAACCAGAGAACGUGUCAGUGUAGAGCCACAAGUCCCAGACCGUCAUUGUCGUAUGACAGGACGUCAGCAACACAGACCAUCACUGUCUACUAUAACAACGUCAUCACAUCACACAUGAGUGCAGAAUAUGUCACCAGUGAACACGGACGACUUAAGAUAAAAUGUGAUAUGGAUGGAAAUCCGUUAUCUACUAUCACUUGGCUGUUUGUUCCAAACAACACUGUUGUAAAGAGAGACUCUAGUGUAAACAGUAGCUCACUUGACAUUACAUCAUCAAACUGCCAAGAUCACGGGGAUUACAGUGUUACAGCUGUGAAUGGAAAGGGUCCAGCUGCUGUCAGAACAAUCCAUGUAACGGUUAGAUGUAAACCCCGACUGCAUUACAUUGAUUCCCAAACUCCGGACAACAUUGUCAUAGGAUACUGCGACUCUCUUAAAAUUCUCGUGAAAAUUUUAUUAUACCCACCAUCGAAUCUAACGCAAUGGACUUUCAUAGGAAAAAACAAUUUGAGUAGGGUCAUUCAGAAUAAUACAGAUGGCUACAGAAUAGCAGACGCCAGGGGUGAAAAUGAACAAAACAUCACUCUACACAAAAUUAGGAUCAAUACUGAAGACUUUGGAAAUUACAUCAUAAUGGUUCAGAAUGAUGUUGGUACUUUCUACGGGAGCUAUCAAGUGGACACAGCAACACCACCAGUGAUACCUUCCAAUGUUACGCUGGACUGUGGCAAUCCCUCUUCUAUAACGAUAUCGUGGAUUUCUAACUUUAAUGGUGGAGAUAGUCAGACUUUUAAGAUUUCCUAUUCCACUGUUGGGAAUUCUACCUAUAAAGAUCUAGAUACCAUCAGUGACAAAGGAUAUGGCAGACGUCACAGUUACACUCCCAGUAUUGAUUUACGGAGGAGAGUUUGGUUUACAGUUACUGCCUCCAACAUGUUUGGAAAAUCUAGAUCAGAUGCUCUAUAUUGCACUGUUGCAAAAUUCCCAGAAUUACAGGAGAGCGUAGGGAAUCAGACCGGAGCAGCUGUUGGGAGUGUCGUUGGGAUCGUGGCCCUCAUCAUCAUUAUCCUAGUCCUUGUAAUCUUUCUCCGCAGGCGUUAUACAUUCAUAAUAAUUGGCUCUGAUCACUGGAACGCAAAUUUCCGGAGGAAGAAUAGGGUGUUAUGA